Messenger RNA from Lachancea dasiensis, 831 nucleotides. Lineage: Eukaryota; Fungi; Ascomycota; Saccharomycetes; Saccharomycetales; Saccharomycetaceae. The record is from the annotation of a GenBank genome assembly.
AUGUCUUUGAAUGAUUUCCUGGCUAAAAAUUAUGGCUCCGGUAAGCCUACCAAAGAAAAACGGAAGAAAUCGGGUGUUCCAAAACGUUCUUCUGGGCUCAGUAUUGUUGAUGGGCAUAAGCAGGAUGAGGCUGAGCUAACGAAGGUAAGCCCAGGCGCUGUCGAAACGAAACUGCGAGGUGAGCCUGUGACUAAGGCUAAAAACAAGUCUUUAUGGAAAAAUCUCAAUACAAAUGAAAUAUGUAUCCGUCAAUCCAAUGAGAAAGCGUCAACUUCAGGUCAGGUACCUGGUUCGUUGAGUGGUCGGGAGGGACUACAGUCUGCUGUUGAUGUUCGCAAAAGAGCAGAAUUUCUAGAAAAAGAGGCCAGGGCCACUGUAAGCAAAAGCGGAGUGGAUGCUCAGACGGUUUACAGAGACACACAGGGUCGUAAAAUUGAUGACUAUGAAGCUUAUGCUACAUCGAACAAAGAGAAGCACGAGCGAGAAGAGGCACUGCGACAGAGGCAACUCCGGGAACUGAACAUGGGCGAAAUACAGAGACAUGCAAUUCUGAAGUCAGUCAAAAAAAAUACUAAGACGAGCGACAAGCAAUUUGAAGAUCCACUUAACGCAUUCACAGUUGACCCCACAGCGGUCGAUGCCGCACCCCAGUCGCCGCUGGGUCGGAAACUUUAUGACAAGAUCAGUCCCGAGAAUAGGUUUGGGAUAGCGCCAGGUUGGCGCUGGGACGGGGUUGACAGAUCAAAUGGAUUUGAAGCAAAAUGGCUUGCCAAACAAAAUGAGAUCAACGAAAAGAAGGUGCAAAGCUUCACUCGGGAGGAGAACGAAUAA